This is a messenger RNA of Mesitornis unicolor (brown roatelo), 648 nucleotides long. Its product is annotated as calcitonin gene-related peptide type 1 receptor-like. Gene Ontology annotation, cellular component: plasma membrane; axon. Gene Ontology annotation, molecular function: amylin receptor activity; calcitonin receptor activity. The annotation marks the transcript as partial. Lineage: Eukaryota; Metazoa; Chordata; Aves; Mesitornithiformes; Mesitornithidae. The record is from RefSeq and is a predicted model, not a curated record. Gene Ontology annotation, biological process: cell surface receptor signaling pathway; adenylate cyclase-activating G protein-coupled receptor signaling pathway; positive regulation of cytosolic calcium ion concentration. The transcript is spliced from 6 exons.
AUGGAAGCCCAUGUGAAGGACCUCAUUUCCCCCUCUGAGGAGGCAGAUGGAUAUGAGAUCCUCUCAGAAGAGGAACAACAUUGUCCAACACCAUUUGACUCUCUGGUAAGCUGCAAGGUGCUGCAAUUCUUUCAUCAGUACAUGUUGGGCUGCAACUACUUCUGGAUGCUCUGUGAAGGCAUUUAUCUUCACACGCUGAUCGUGGUGGCGGUGUUUGCUGAAGAGCAGUGUUUGCACUGGUAUUAUCUCCUGGGCUGGGGGUUCCCUUUAGUGCCAGCAUCUAUUCAUGCUGUUGCAAGAGCCAAAUACUUCAAUGACAACUGCUGGAUGAGUGUUGACACGCACUUGCUUUAUAUUGUUCAUGGACCUGUAAUGGCAGCUUUAUUGGUCAAUUUUUUCUUUUUGCUUAACAUUGUCCGAGUUUUGGUGACAAAGCUAAGAGACACCCACCGUGCUGAAUCCAACAUGUAUAUGAAGGCUGUCAGAGCCACUUUAAUCCUGGUGCCCUUGCUAGGAAUUCAGUUUGUUAUUAUUCCUUGGAGACCAGAAAACCGACUUGCUGGAGAAAUAUAUGAUUACAUCAUGCAUAUAUUAAUGCAUUACCAGGGCUUACUUGUGGCAACUAUAUUCUGCUUCUUCAAUGGUGAG